GCUUCAUUCGUGAUGCUUUCAGGAGAUGAGGAUUCUGAAAGCUUUUAUCACGACCACAUGCCAAACGUUCGGACCAGUCUUGAAUGCCACAUGUUCUUCUCUGACUACAGCGACACAUCUAGUGUUACGGCACUAGCUAAAUUCGGGACACAAGCAGUUCUGUACUUCUACUUUAACAGCAGCGGAUCAUUUAGCUUUGAGGCUUUGGUCGACGGUGAGGUCGUCGACACGUUCACCGUCCAGGGUUCCAAUGUGGAGUUCAUAGAGGGAUACUUCGACAUCAGUGGCUGUAGACACUCAGAUGUUAUGUAUAAACCUGGCACAAACGCCUCUGACCCACAAACCUGCUUCAGUCUAACCUGUAAUGAGACGGCAGCUCUCCGUACCACUGAGUGUGGCCCUCUGGAUCGUUGUCAAGGCAACGGCGUCUGCAUGUUUGACCCCAUCUGCACUGUGACCGGCCCCGCUGUCAUUGACUUUAACGACCAACUGAAGACUGUGGAGGAUCGGUGUGGGUACACCCUGCUGACAGGUUCAUCAAUCCAAAACCUCACUGUGGUGGCAAACUUCCGGGAACGUCGUCGUAGAGAUGUGAGCUUUUUGGACAGCGUGACACUGCGGCUGCAGGGGCAGGAUGAUGUUCACCUGGAACAAGGCGGGAUAGUUAAGGAGGGGAACACAACGCUGACCAUCAACGGCUCGACUGAUCUGGGAAACGGUGUGGAGGUCUUUGUGGACCCAACUGGAGUCACAGUCACCGUGUCGCACCCCGAGUCCACCACUUCUGUCUUCUUUGACGGGAACACUGCACAGAUCAUCUACACAGGACCUGCUGAACUAGAUCCAGAACUGGGGGGAUUGUGUGCCAACUCCAGCGCGUCUGUGAGUGAUGAGAGACUUGUCGAUCAUUAUGCAGAACUUUAAGCCUGGAUAUAGUUUAAACAGGUGAGUUUCAGAACAAUAAGGAACAAUAAGCAGAACAAGGAACUGCAGUUUUGGGCACUCCCUUGUUGGCUUCAGUCUUCAGCCGUGGGGGAUGAUGCUCGGGCUCCACCACAUACCUGACGAACGGCUCACACACAGGUGGCCUGACUGUUCCGGAUGUCUGAGCCAAUGGUUGUUGCAGGAAGUGUUGGAAUGUGGCCAUGUGAACAGGUACAGAGAAACUAUCUGCAGCUACUGUGACCUGAGAUCAUUUAUUCAAACACAACUGUAAAAUGUGGAGCGUCCUGUCCUCCGUAGUGUCUGCGUAGCUGCUUUUAUUGUGUUGUUGUCUUAUUUCUGUUUCUAUCCUGUGUUGUAAUAA
Molecule: messenger RNA, 1306 nt
Organism: Chelmon rostratus (copperband butterflyfish)
Lineage: Eukaryota; Metazoa; Chordata; Actinopteri; Chaetodontiformes; Chaetodontidae
Exons: 7
Coding region: 13-924 (303 amino acids)
Source: RefSeq, a predicted model, not a curated record